This is a messenger RNA of Armigeres subalbatus, 1512 nucleotides long. RefSeq lists its product as uncharacterized. Gene Ontology annotation, cellular component: nucleus. Lineage: Eukaryota; Metazoa; Arthropoda; Insecta; Diptera; Culicidae. The record is from RefSeq and is a predicted model, not a curated record. Gene Ontology annotation, molecular function: DNA binding. The transcript has 3 exons.
AUGGUGCUAUGUGAAAAAAAUACACCGCGAAAAAAAAUGAACAGAGUGCCUCAUUUCUACAGUGAAGAUGAUGUUGAAAAGUACCUCGCAAGUAUCAGAAAUGGAGAAAAAAAUAUUUAUGGUGCGUGUAGACUGUACGGAAUACCUGAGUCAACUAUCCGCUUUCGCAUGAGUGGAAAAUGGAGCGAAAAAUUGACUAAAGGGCCUCCAACGAUUCUUUCUCCGGAAGGAACGGAACGGGAAAUUGUAGCAUGGCUUAAAGCGAUGGAGCGCAAGGGUUUUCCUGUGGUAAAACAGUCUCUAUUAAGUGAAAUAAUGUGAUUUUUCAAUUCCAGUGGUAGACCUAAUCCUUUUAAAGAUAACGUACCAGGUAGAAAAUGGUUCACCCGGUUUCUGGCUCGUCACAAUGACAUCACAGUCAGAACUCCAGAACAAGUAACAGCCGCAAGCUCAAAGGUAUCUAAAUCGGACAUUAGAGGUUGGUUUAAAAUGGUUGGGGACUACUUGGUAAGCGAAGGAUUAUCGGACGCCCUUGAAGAUCCUCAGAGAGUAUAGAAUGGGGACGAGACUUCAUUUUUCUUGCAUCCUACUACCAAGGCAGUGCUGGCUACAACGGGAAACAAAAAUGUGUAUGAAGUUCAGCAUGCCGAUGGACAUUCAAACGUAACUGUAAUGUUCAGUUUUGGAGCUGACGGGAGCGUUGUUCCGCCGGAUGUGAUUCUGCCGGUUCAGAGGAUCCGUCCAGAAACCCUUCAUCAGUUUCCUGGAGAAUGGGGAGUUGGAAAAAGUCCAAAUAGUUGGAUGAACGUCGAAAAUUUUAUGUUGUACGUGAGGAAAAUUUUCUAUCCUUUCCUUCUCAAGAAGAAAGUCAAAUUCCCGAUCAUCUACUUUGUCGACGGACACUCGUGGCAUACAGCGCAGGAAGUAGCAGAUUUGUGUCUGGAUCUAGGAAUCGUUUUAGUAGCACUUUAUCCGAACACGACACGAAUAACUCAACCAACGGACGUUGCAAUAUUCAAGCCAUUAAAAAGCGCGUGGAAAUCAGCUGUCAUAGAGUGGGGAAUGGAUAAUGGGGGAGACAUAUUGUCGUUGCAGCAUUUUCCGUCUGUACUUCAGAGAACAAUGGACUCAGGAAUUAGACAACCCAGUAUCAUCAACGGUUUUUACGUGUGUGGAUUGUAUCCUUUUGGUCCAGACAACGUUGACUUCACAAAAUGCUUGGCACAGCCUGUCAAUGACACUUCUGUAGGUGAACUAUCAUGUGAUGCCACAAACUUGGAUCAAACAAUAACGGUACCAAAUGAUCAGUCGCCUACACCCGACUGUGUGGACAUCGAUAUCUCCCAAGAUUACGUGUUAAUUCCGAUCGGUACGAUUAAGGAAGCAUUAGACGACAUAGGUACCGAACGUCUAUCAAGGAUAAGAACUCAUCAUGGCUUGUCUGAAGAAGACGAAAUUAUUCGUUCUCUGUUCCAAAAACUGCUGGCACCACAACUGUCGCAUCUGUACUGA